Molecule: messenger RNA, 1063 nt
Organism: Cottoperca gobio
Lineage: Eukaryota; Metazoa; Chordata; Actinopteri; Perciformes; Bovichtidae
Gene: prr15lb
Product: proline rich 15 like b
Exons: 2
Coding region: 118-495 (125 amino acids)
Source: RefSeq, a predicted model, not a curated record
AAAACCUUAAGGGUUUAAGGUCUUUUAUCUAAUUUUUAAAAGCCAAAUUCUACAUAAAUGCACAUUUUGUAAAUCGAGGCCUCUAAUUCCCUGGCAACAUUUUUUGUAUAAUGGACAAUGUGGAAUAAAAUGUCAGUCCCCUCCGCCUCUACUGGUGCCAUGGCUGAACCAAGCUGGUGGAAGCUGACCUUCUCACGCAAGAAGAAAUCUGAAUCUAAGGUCCUGUAUGAGAUCCCAGCGGAGUAUGGCAGUAACACCGGAAACAAAGAGCACUCCAGCAACAAUCCCCCUGCAGACAACAUGGACAGCCAGUUCAAUGCUCGGCUCGAGAAGAUUGUGGAUAAAUCUGCCACCAAGGGCCGCCACGUCAAAGUCUCCCACUCUGGACGCUUCAAGGAGAAGAAGAAGGUCCGUGCCACGUUGGCCGAGAACCCAAGUCUGUUCGCAGAGCACAGCCUCAGUGACGAGAACCAUAAAAAGAAGACUGACAAAUAGCACAAACACAUGCACGUACUUGAUCCCACAUGUGUCAUAAAUGAGUGUCACACUUAAAGGCUGAGAUGAAGGAUGAAAUAUACACAAGCACAACCAUGUGGCGCUACAUGUGCAACGUGCAAGCUGGAUAAACACAAGGCACCACACCCAUAGAUACCGUAACCAACGGACUCACACCUAUACAAACAGCUGGUAUCAGCAAACCAUUAAACAAAGUACAGGAGACAUUUUUUAUUAUGUCUCAUUUUCUCUCUCUGUUAUUUAUCUUCACAUUCUGUCUCACCUCAUGCAAACAUCCCUAUGAAUGACAUUAUUGUACAUUUAUUUUUAUUAUUAUGGAUGUAGAUUGUUGGAAUCAAAAGCCCUUUUGUUAUGUCUUACGCAAUCAAUACAAAAGAAAUGUGUGCGCACAGUGCAACCAAAGUACAGUCAAUUUGUAUUACAUUUUCACGACCAAAGCAUUUUGAUUUUCAUGUCGGAAACAUUGUGGAUUCUCUACAUCUGGUAAAUAAUUAUUUUAAAUACAAGCUGUUUAUGUAACCUUUUCUGGAAGCAAAAAAAAACGUAU